This is a messenger RNA of Saccostrea echinata, 1037 nucleotides long. Its product is annotated as phytanoyl-CoA hydroxylase-interacting protein-like. NCBI's taxonomy places the organism in Eukaryota, Metazoa, Mollusca, Bivalvia, Ostreida, Ostreidae. Gene Ontology annotation, cellular component: cytoplasm. The record is from RefSeq and is a predicted model, not a curated record. The transcript has 3 exons. The coding region runs from base 61 to 741 and encodes 226 amino acids.
GAAGUGCACGAAGACGGAGUCUGUCACUAGAAAACCAAGACGUCCAGAGAGAAUUUUAAAAUGACCUCCAGCGAGGGUACAUUUUUGACAGAUCAGCAGCUGACGAUGCUAUAUGACAAAAGCGUGGAGGUGAUCUGCAAAAGAGAUCGCCGCUUCGCUCCCCUGCCGGCCAUGUGGCGUGACAAGGCUACUGCGUACUGGGACAGAAUCCGUCUUAAAUACAACGGUUUUAUGAUCCCAUACAGAAAGGACUUCAACGGAACGCCGGGAUCCGCCAUUAACGGGAAUCUGAUGGGGCUUUUUUUCAAUGCUAGUCUUCACAAGAAGACUAAAAAGCCUCCAACAUUUUCUUACUUCGGAAAUCAACGUCUGAUGGUCAACUCCUCCUUCAUCGUUAACGUCCAUCAGAAUAUUUAUUUUGUUGACUUUUAUUGUCACAACCUUCGGGAUCAUUACGUCACACUUGUUGUUGCACGUCCAGGGUCAGUCGUUGACAAUUUCUGCCAGAGGAACUUGAAGCAAAUUAACAUCUUCAAUAACCCGUUCUUGAAGAUUGUCAAUGGAAAAUUGUACGUAACUUUGGGUGCGAACAUAGAAGUAUUUUACACAGAUAUUGUGGACGUUAACCGAGUUGUUCAUGAUAGGAUUGGCAGGUUUUCCCCCGUCACAUUCCGAGGGAUGGGCAGCAAGGAAUUUGGAAUUGCUAAAAAUCUAAGCUGUAAAGUCUGUAACCUGUGGUAAAAUGACAAAUUAAAAAAAAACAUUUUUCAAAAAAUUAGAAAAGACUCGGAAUGAUUUUAGCAGAUAUAUUAACGUAUACAGAUCGUGCGGAUUUAGUGCCUUUGUUUUUAUUGAAUCUUUUUUAGCUGUAUAGAGUCUCAAACAUUUUGUAGCUAUUCGAAUGAAUUGAAUAUUGUUUGAUCAUGAAGAAUUACAGAAAAUUCUCAUUAAAAUAGUGCUUGUGAAAUCCAUGGAUAUAGUAUUUAAUUUUAUCUUUGUUUUAUCUUUCUACUCUUUCCGAUUCUCCCCUCCCUGAU